Molecule: messenger RNA, 7085 nt
Organism: Leopardus geoffroyi (Geoffroy's cat)
Lineage: Eukaryota; Metazoa; Chordata; Mammalia; Carnivora; Felidae
Gene: ITGAV
Product: integrin subunit alpha V
Exons: 30
Coding region: 300-3440 (1046 amino acids)
Biological process (GO): cell adhesion mediated by integrin; angiogenesis; cell-cell adhesion
Cellular component (GO): external side of plasma membrane; integrin complex
Molecular function (GO): integrin binding
Source: RefSeq, a predicted model, not a curated record
GGGGUGCGGCGCUCACCCGCGCAGUCCCGAGCGGGAGCCCAGGCGCGGGGCGGCCGAGCGGGAGGGAGGUCGGGGGCCGCCGGCGCCGCUGUCCCCGCCCCGCGCGCCCUGCGCCCCACUUCCCGGGCGGCCGCUCGGUGGCUCAGCCCUCCCGCCUCCCCGGGCGCUGUCGGGGACUCGCCGCGAAGCGAGCGGCCGGCCAGUUUCGGCGCGCGCAGGCGGCGGCGGGCCGCGGGCACCGUGCGCUCCGGGAGGGGUGGCCGCGGCUCCGGCCUCGGCGCCCCGCGCGCGCUCCGGCGAUGGCUUCUCCGCCGCGGCGGCGGCUGCGCCUUCGCCCGCGCCGCCUCCUGCUCCUUCUUCCCGGAUUCCUGCUGCCUCUUUGCGGCGCCUUCAACCUCGACGUGGACAGUCCUGCCGAGUACUCCGGCCCCGAAGGAAGUUACUUCGGCUUCGCGGUGGAUUUCUUCGUGCCCAGCGCGUCUUCGAUGUUUCUUCUGGUGGGAGCACCCAAAGCAAACACUACCCAGCCUGGGAUUGUGGAAGGAGGGCAAGUCCUCAAGUGUGACUGGUCUUCUCACCGCGGGUGCCAGCCAAUCGAAUUCGAUGCCACGGGCAACAGAGAUUAUGCCAAGGAUGAUCCAUUGGAAUUUAAGUCCCACCAGUGGUUUGGAGCAUCUGUGAGAUCAAAACAAGAUAAAAUUUUGGCCUGUGCCCCACUGUACCACUGGAGGACUGAAAUGAAACAGGAGAGAGAGCCAGUUGGAACAUGCUUUCUUCAGGAUGGAGCAAAGACUGUAGAGUAUGCUCCAUGCAGAUCAAAAAAUAUUGAUGCUGAUGGACAGGGAUUUUGUCAAGGAGGAUUCAGCAUUGAUUUUACCAAAGCUGACAGAGUACUUCUUGGUGGUCCUGGUAGCUUUUAUUGGCAAGGUCAGCUCAUUUCGGAUCAAGUGGCAGAAAUUGUAUCUAAAUAUGACCCCAAAGUUUACAGCAUCCAGUAUAAUAACCAGUUGGCAACUCGGACUGCUCAAGCUAUUUUUGAUGACAGUUACUUGGGUUAUUCCGUGGCUGUCGGAGAUUUCAAUGGUGAUGGCAUCGAUGACUUUGUUUCAGGCGUUCCAAGAGCAGCAAGGACUUUGGGAAUGGUUUAUAUUUAUGAUGGGAAAAACAUGUCCUCCUUACACAAUUUUACUGGUGAGCAGAUGGCUGCAUAUUUUGGAUUUUCUGUCGCUGCCACUGACAUUAAUGGGGAUGAUUACGCAGAUGUGUUUAUUGGAGCCCCUCUCUUCAUGGAUCGUGGCUCAGAUGGCAAACUCCAAGAGGUGGGACAGGUUUCAGUGUCCCUGCAAAGACCUUCAGGAGACUUCCAGACGACCAAGCUGAAUGGGUUUGAGGUCUUUGCGAGGUUCGGCAGUGCCAUAGCACCUUUGGGGGAUCUGGACCAGGAUGGCUUCAAUGAUAUUGCCAUUGCUGCUCCCUAUGGGGGCGAAGAUAAAAAAGGAAUUGUUUAUAUUUUCAAUGGAAGAUUAACAGGCUUGAAUGCAGUACCAUCUCAAAUCCUUGAAGGGAAGUGGGCUGCUCGAAGCAUGCCACCAAGCUUUGGCUAUUCAAUGAAAGGAGCCACGGAUAUAGACAGAAAUGGAUAUCCAGACUUAAUUGUAGGAGCUUUUGGUGUAGAUAGAGCUGUAUUAUACAGGGCCAGACCAGUUAUAACUGUAAAUGCUGGCCUUGAAGUGUACCCUAGCAUUUUAAAUCAAGACAAUAAAACCUGCCCAUUGCCUGGGACAGAUCUCAAAGUUUCCUGUUUUAAUGUCAAGUUCUGCUUAAAGGCAGAUGGCAAAGGAGCACUUCCUACGAAAAUUAAUUUCCAGGUGGAGCUUCUUUUGGAUAAACUCAAGCAAAAAGGAGCAAUUCGACGAGCCCUAUUUCUCCAUAACCGGUCCCCAGGUCACUCCAAGAACAUGACUAUUUCAAGGGGGGGACAGAUGCAGUGUGAGGAACUAAUAGCAUAUCUGCGGGAUGAAUCUGAAUUUAGAGACAAACUCACUCCGAUUACUGUUUUUAUGGAGUAUCGGUUGGAUUACAGAACAGCUGCUGAUGUGACAGGCUUGCAACCUAUCCUUAACCAGUUCACUCCUGCCAACAUUAGUCGACAGGCCCAUAUUUUGCUAGACUGUGGGGAAGACAAUGUCUGCAAACCCAAGUUGGAAGUUUCUGUAGAUAGUGAUCAAAAGAAGAUCUAUAUUGGAGACGACAAUCCUCUGACAUUGAUUGUUAAGGCUCAGAAUCAAGGAGAAGGUGCCUAUGAAGCUGAGCUCAUCGUUUCCAUCCCACCCCAGGCUGAUUUCAUCGGGGUUGUCCGUAAUAGUGAAGCCUUAGCUAGACUUUCCUGUGCAUUUAAAACAGAAAACCAAACCCGCCAGGUGGUAUGUGACCUUGGAAACCCAAUGAAGGCUGGAACUCAACUCCUAGCUGGUCUUCGUUUCAAUGUACACCAGCAAUCAGAGAUGGAUACUUCUGUGAAAUUUGAUUUACAAAUCCAAAGCUCCAAUCUCUUUGACAAAGUAAGCCCAGUUGUAUCUUACAAGGUUGACCUCGCUGUCUUAGCUGCUGUUGAGAUAAGAGGAGUUUCAAGUCCCGAUCAUAUCUUUCUUCCAAUUCCAAACUGGGAGCAUAAGGAGAAUCCGGAGACUGAAGAAGAUGUUGGGCCAGUUGUUCAGCACAUCUAUGAGCUGAGAAACAAUGGUCCAAGUUCAUUCAGCAAGGCAAUGCUAAAUCUUCAGUGGCCUUACAAAUAUAACAAUAACACUCUGUUAUACAUCCUUCAAUAUGAUAUUGAUGGACCUAUGAACUGUACUUCAGAUAUGGAGAUCAACCCUUUGAGAAUUAAGAUCUCAAGUUCACAAACUGAAAAGAAUGACACAAUUGCUGGGCAAGGUGACCGGAACCAUCUCAUCACUAAGCGGGAUCUCACCCUCAGUGAAGGAGAUGUUCACACUUUGGGCUGUGGAAUUGCUGAGUGCUUGAAGAUUGUCUGCCAGGUUGGACGACUAGACAGAGGAAAGAGUGCAAUCCUGUAUGUAAAGUCCCUGCUGUGGACUGAGACCUUUAUGAAUAAAGAAAACCAGAAUCAUUCAUACUCUCUGAAGUCAUCUGCUUCUUUUAAUGUCAUUGAGUUUCCUUAUAAGAACCUUCCAAUUGAGGAUAUCUUCAACUCCACAUUAGUUACCACUAACGUCACGUGGGGCAUUCAGCCCGCACCCAUGCCCGUGCCUGUGUGGGUGAUCAUUUUAGCAGUGUUAGCAGGAUUGCUGUUGCUGGCUGUUUUGGUGUUUGUAAUGUACAGGAUGGGCUUUUUUAAACGUGUCCGGCCACCUCAGGAAGAGCAAGAAAGGGAACAGCUUCAACCUCAUGAAAAUGGUGAAGGAAACUCAGAAACUUAACUGUGAUUUUUAAGUUAUGCUACAUCCUGACCCAUGAGAGUUACCACCUUCAUCAUAGGUUUCAGUUUCCUUCACAAGGAAUAAAAUUCCAAGACUGUACUGCUGAUGGUGCCUGUUGGUAUUAACCACAAAACAAGAGCAAUAUUUGUCAACCUUUUUCUAAUAAUUAAGUUCAGACAUACAUUUAAUGCACAUCCACUGACUUGCGUUUUUUAGGUAUUUAAAUAAUAAAAUUUCAAUUGAUAGUUCUUCUGUGUACAUAAGACAGGUAGUGCCUGAGUUACCACUUUAUACAAAAUAGUACCUCCUACAAUUACUGUUUCUGAUUUUGUAUGUUGGGUUUUGUUUGUUGUUGUUUUUGUUGUUUCAAAGCAAUCCAUAUUUGGACCUUCGGAUCCACAUCUUUUGUGGAGGAAUAAUAUACAUUACACUACAGUUAGGUUUUUAAGCUUCUAACUUUAUAACUGCAUGAACUUGGAUUUUAAAAUAUUAAACCUACAUGAUAAACUUUAAUAAAAAAAAAAAGCAGAUCCAUCAAAAUUCUUUCCUGGAAUAGCAAAAGUAUAGUAUUUUAAUAUGACAGUUGGGUAGAUGCUAUUACAUUUUUAUUUUUGUUUUAUUCCACAGUCCAUUUCAGUACAUUUGAAUUUGUUGAAGUUUAGGUUCUAGUUCAGAUCCUUUAAGCCAAUCUAUACUAAAAAGUUUAUAAUCAAAAAUGCCUCUUUUGUGUAAUAGUUUAAUUGUCCCUGAUCUAAUGAUGCUUAAAGCCAUAUGCAGUUGGGAAUCCUUUCCAAAGUACAUGUGUUCCAAUGUAUAUGCCUGGAUAUUUACAAUACAACAACAAAAGAAAGCAUUUAAAUUAUAAGAUUCUGUUUGUAGUUCUCUGGUAGAGUUACUUAUUAAUGGUACGCUUUUAGAGCAAGAAUUUUUAGUUGGGAUUAAUUUAUUUUCUUCCUAUAUAUGUAUUUUUCCUUAUAUUUCCCAAACUGUUACUAAGAAUAGGUUGAGAUUAAUGAGGGAUUUUUACAGUUUGCAGGAACCUGCAUCUAAACUCCCAACCCCGUGAGAAACGCUUGGAGUUGAAAUUCUUAAAGUAGUUUACUAGUUCGCUUUUAGCAACAGCAUGAUUCUACUCCUGUGGAUACUACCUUAUGUAAGCAAGGUAUCACGGGUAAAAGCAGUCUUCGCUAUCGAAAUGACUUCUAAAAGUUACUUUUAUAAGCAAUUCAAGUUAUUGGGAGCCUUUUAAAACUUUUGUAGUUUUAUUAACAUAAAUUACUUUUCUAGGAAUUUUUAUAUAAAAGCUGCACAGGUGGCAUGUUAUAGUUUUAUAUGCCUCUAGGGUGAUGAUUUCUUCUAGAGGAAUAUGUGAUUUAUUCACAGUUCCUCAAGGUCUGGGAAUGACUCUUAAUUUUACCUAUUUUGUGCAAUUACAUCAUGUUGUGCUUUAGAAAUUGUGAGUUUAAUAAGUUUUUAACUGCUGUCUUCAUUAGGCAAUGAUAAAUAUUUCCCUUAAAUAAUUGAAUAUUUUUCUAUGCUUUAAAUAUAAUUGAGGUUUACUUUGCCCUAUCUUGUGUUCAAUUCCCUACACAAGUGGCUAAGCCAGAAUAUAUUCAUAAAACAGAGGUACGUGAGUUAUAUAUGUUAGAACAUGACGAGACCCUGUAUUUAGCUUUAAUGAAUUUCAAAAUUAAUAGGUUUUGUAGUAUAGAUUUCAUUAGUAGCUUAAAAGGUCAUAGUCAUAUUCAGUAAGUAUUUUUAUUGCCAGUAAGUCUAAAGUUUUUUAAGAAAAAAAAUAUUUUUAUCCUAGGGUCUGCCACCAGUCACUAAGUUGGUCUGUGACAACUUUCACUUUACCUGUUUUCCCACCUUAUAAUAGUCAUCCCUGAAAGUAUAUGUUGGAUAGAAAUUCACUCUAAAAAAAAAAAUGUUACUGUUUACUUUUGCACAUUCUGCUCCUUUUAUGGCCUCUUUCUCAAGGUAUAAUCUGGUAUGGGAGCUUGAAGGAUGUUGUUGGAAGUAUGAUGUUUUAAAUUCCCUUUAUGAAUUGUAGUUUUAAGCAAUAGUAUUUUAAAAAAUGAAAAUGUAUAUCUUUACAAACAUAUGGUAGAAGUAUAAUUGGGAAGCUUACUCUUCGAGGAAAAUGUUUGGGAAAAUGUUGGGAUUCUUUUUACCCUAAAGCAGCAUGUGAAUGUAUUUGGUUAAAGUGUCAAACAGUAGUUCUAUGAAAGCCGUUUUAAUUUGCAAACAUUUUAAAUACUGCUAUGUUUGUGAUUUCCAUCUUGAGUGUAAAUUUUUUAUAAUCUGAUCAGUUUUUAAAAACAUGAGUGAGGUAGAGGAUAUUUAAAGCAUUUCAUAUUGGUGAAAAAUAUUGAUACUGUUGUUGAUUUCUUAUUUAGGCAUUUAUUUUAGAACUGAUACUUUGAGAAACAUUUGCGUGGGGGACAUUCUUUCCUUUUUUCUUUUCCCCUUUCCUUUUUUCCCCUUUCCCUUUCUCUUGUGCUGAAUUAUGGUAAUAAUUCUGAUACAUUUCUUAAUAAUUCUGAAGUGUAAAACAAUUAAAACAUUAGUGCCACAAUUUUACCUGUGUUAUGAAACUACUACUUCAUAGUAAAUUCUCAUCAAUGCUUCAUAUAAAGAGAAAAGUAAAGUGUUAGGAAAAGAGACUAUACUUAUUAUAAUGGCUUCCUUAAGAGGACUGUGGACGAUUUUUGAGGUUAAUGAUGACCCUAAGAGAGAUGUAAGUGGCAAAAGUACAGUAUGUAAUUCCUCAGCUGCUUUUUAUAAAGCAAACGAUCUGUAAGUUGAUAGAGAUUUCUGUGUUGCAGAGUGUAACACCAAGCUUGGAGAAGAAUAAGUCAUUCUUGGAAUACAUGUGUAGGACCAUUGCCAAUCUUAAUGCCACUUUGUAAGUGCUCUUAGGUAGUGUGUAUAUGGGGUAGUUUGGUAAAUUAAAAAAUGCAAAAUUCAGAAAUUGAAUAAAGGAUCAAAAAUGGCCAAUGAAAUAACUUAACGCUCUGGUUUUUGGAGAGUAUCCCUUUUAACUUGUUGGUAGGCUAGGUUGAACAGUGAACCUAUGGACAUGUAACAUGCGUAUAUGCGUAUAUUUCAUUGUAAUUUCUGAUAGAUAAUGAACUUCUUGGGAGAGGUACCAAGUCCUGGAUUUUUGAAUUAUUGAUCUCAAGUGCAAUAUAACAAUGUAACCAAACCUAGAUAAUUUCAGAGUCAUUGUUAAUUUAGUAAACCUAAUCUAAAUAGAGACUCAGUAAUUUUUUGAUUAGUAGGAAGGAGUAAUUCUGCUAUGGAUAUACAAAUGAAGUUAUUUACCCCUAAAAGGUACAUUCUACAUUUUAUUUCAAGCUGGGCAUGAGCUAUUCCCUACUAGUUUUGAAAUUCUUUGAAAUAUCUCAAAGUAACUUGGAAGCUAUGUAUAUCAAAUUAACUUGCUAUCUAAUAACAUAGAAUGUAAUUUUCUUUGUUAAGCUUCUCUUAUGAUCACCCACAUUGGGUGAGACAUAAAAUGAGCGUCUUCUAAAAUUUGUCAUUUGCUGACUUGAUUUGAGUUAGUGAAAACUGGUACAGUGUUCUGCUUAGUUUCCAAUGUGUAACUUGUGUCUGUUCAAUAAACUUGAGCAUAUGGUGCCA